CUCUCCAGAUCAGAACACCUCAAGAAACACCAGCAGAGACCCACAGGGAAGAGAACUUACCGCUGCUCUGACUGUGGGAAGAGAUUCACCUCCUCAGCAGACCUCAAAAGACAUCAGAGAAUCCAUACAGGAGAGAAACCUUAUAGCUGUGCUCAAUGUGGGAAGAGAUUCAUCUCCUCAUCAGGCAUUAAAAUUCACCAGAGAAUCCACACAGGAGAGAAACCUUAUAGCUGCGCUCAAUGUGGGAAGAGAUUCACCACCUCAUCAGGCAUUAAAAUUCACCAGAGAAUCCACACAGGAGAGAAACCUUUUAGCUGCUCUGACUGUGGAAAUAGGUUUGGUACUUCAGGAUGUUUAAAAUCACACCAGAGAACACACACAGGAGAUAAACCUUAUAGCUGUGCUCAAUGUGGGAAGAGUUUUACUAAAGCUGGCAGUCUGACUAAACACCAGAGAACACACACAGGAGAGAAACCUUUUAGCUGCUCUGACUGUGGAAAGAGUUUUGGUACUUCAGGAUGCUUAAAAUCACACCAGAGAACACACACAGGAGAGAAACCUUUUAGCUGUACUCAAUGUGGGAAGAGUUUUACACAGUCAACCAGCCUGAUAUCACACCAAAGAACACACACAGGAGAAAAACCUUAUAGCUGUACUCAAUGUGGGAAGAGUUUUACUCAGUCAGGUGGCCUGAAAUCACACAAGAGAACACACACAGGAGAGAAAGCUUUUGGCUGUACUCAAUGUGGGAAGAAUUUUGUGUCAUCUGGCUAUCUGAAGAUGCACCAGAGAACACACACAGGAGAGAAACCUUAUAGCUGUGAUCAAUGUGUGAAGAGUUUUGGUACAUCUGGCUAUCUGAAGAUACACCAGAGAACACACAUGAGAGAAACCUUAUAGCUGUGAUCAAUGUGGGUACUCUGAUAAAAGAUCUGCUCAAACAUUAGAAAAUACAUACAUGAAGUUGUUUCAUGAUAUCAAUGAAAUAAUGUCA
Molecule: messenger RNA, 994 nt
Organism: Salvelinus sp. IW2-2015
Lineage: Eukaryota; Metazoa; Chordata; Actinopteri; Salmoniformes; Salmonidae
Source: RefSeq, a predicted model, not a curated record